Messenger RNA from Linum tenue, 1464 nucleotides. Lineage: Eukaryota; Viridiplantae; Streptophyta; Magnoliopsida; Malpighiales; Linaceae. The record is from the annotation of a GenBank genome assembly.
AUGGAUCCUGAAUCGGUGUUGAACACAGCAAAGCCGACCCAGAUUCCGACUCGGGAAGAAGACCCAUCAUCGAAUCAGUCCACAUCUCUUCUCUCCCUCAGCACGGAAGAUCCUUCGUCUCCGCCGCAGAAACCCACCACCACCAUCAUCUUCAUCGCGCUCCUCCUCGUCACCUGCGUCGCCCUCUCAGCCGCCUCCGCCUUCGCCUUCCUCUUCUUCUCCGCCGGCAAAUCAGCUCAUCCGUCGAUCAAAGAGGACCAGACCGCGCGGCCGCUGACGAAAUUGGAUCACCCAGUCGUCCUGUUGAUUUCCUCCGACGGGUUCCGGUUCGGGUACCAGCACAAGGCUCCGACGCCCAACAUCCACCGCCUGAUCGCCAACGGAACGGAGGCGGAGACGGGUUUGAUUCCGGUAUUCCCUACUCUUACUUUCCCCAAUCAUUACUCCAUUGUCACUGGGCUCUACCCUGCUUACCAUGGAAUCAUCAACAACAAAUUUGUCGACCCGAGAACCGGAGCCGUCUUCAGUAUGGCCAGCCACGACCCUAAAUGGUGGCUCGGCGAGCCACUGUGGGAGACUCUGGCUAAUCACGGCUUGAAAGCUUCUACUUACUUCUGGCCUGGCUCUGAAGUGAUCAAGGGUUCUUGGGAUUGCCCUAAGGGCUUCUGUAUGCCCUACAAUGAAUCGGUUCCGUUUGAGGAUAGAGUUGAUACUGUCUUGAGUUACUUUGAUUUGCCCAGUAACGAGAUUCCUGAGUUUAUGACGCUGUAUUUUGAGGACCCUGAUCAUCAAGGCCACUUGGUUGGUCCUGAUGAUCCCCAGAUUACUGAAGCUGUUACUCACAUUGAUGGGUUGAUAGGGAGGUUGAUUAGUGGGCUAGAGAAGAGAGGGAUAUUUGAAGAUGUUACCAUAAUCAUGGUGGGUGAUCAUGGUAUGGUUGGUACUUGUGAUAAAAAACUGAUCUUUCUGGACGAUUUAGCCAAAUGGAUAAAGAUUCCUGCAGAAUGGGUGCCUUACUACACUCCGGUUCCUUCAAUCCGCCCACCUGCGGGUGUUAAUCUUUCGGAAGUUGUUGCAAAGAUGAACGAAGGGUUGCAGUCUGGGAAAGUUAAGAACGGGAAGAACUUGAAGAUGUAUCUGAAGGAAGAUCUUCCUAGCAGGCUGCAUUACUCCGGCAGCGAGAGGAUUCCGCCCAUCAUAGGGAUGCUUGGCGAGGGGUUUAAGGUGGAGCAGAAGAGUACUACAGCACAAGAGUGUGGUGGAGCGCAUGGUUAUGACAAUGCAUUCUUCUCCAUGAGGACCAUCUUCAUUGCUCAUGGUCCUCAGUUUGGUAGGGGAGUGAAGGUGCCAUCUUUCGAGAAUGUGCAGAUAUACAAUGUGAUCACAUCGAUUCUGAACGUCCCGGGUGCCCCUAACAACGGGACUUCCUCGUUUCCUCGAUCUAUUCUUUUGCCUAAGGCUUAG